Molecule: messenger RNA, 1446 nt
Organism: Pyrus x bretschneideri (Chinese white pear)
Lineage: Eukaryota; Viridiplantae; Streptophyta; Magnoliopsida; Rosales; Rosaceae
Product: probable 1-acyl-sn-glycerol-3-phosphate acyltransferase 4
Exons: 4
Coding region: 263-1414 (383 amino acids)
Cellular component (GO): endomembrane system
Molecular function (GO): acyltransferase activity
Source: RefSeq, a predicted model, not a curated record
CACAGCGAUCCUGGAAAUAUCAUUUGCCUAUUUAUGAUAUUUUCCUUUUUGCUCAUUUAGCGACAUUAUUUUUGGCAUUUAUAUUUUUAGUGUAGUUAUAUAUAAAUGGCCUUUUAUUUUUGGCCAUUUUUUCAAAACCCGCUUGUCUUUUUUUCUGGAUUUCUUCAACAACACAAACGUACUCUUCGUUAUCGGAGAAAAAACUUCUCUCUAACUCAACUUUGGCAUGAGCUGCAUUUAGGGAGGUUUUUCCUGGAACGAGAUGGAUGUUUGCAGUCCCUUGAAACCAGAUUGUAAACUAAAACACAGGCCUUUGUCCCCUCUUAGAGUUGUGAGGGGUGUCUUAUGUUUAGUAGUAUUUCUCUCGACAGCGUUCACGAUUCUUGUCUGUUUUGCUCCAAUCAUUGCUGUAUUAUUGCGCCUUUUGAGCAUACAUAUCAGCAGAAAAGCAACCUCCUUGCUCUUCGGCAUUUGGCUGGCCUUGUGGCCCUUCCUUUUCGAGAAGAUCAACGGCACGAAAGUGGUUUUUUCUGGUGACACCGUGCCGCCCAAGGAACGGACGCUGCUCAUUGCCAACCAUAAAACCGAGGUUGAUUGGAUGUACUUGUGGGAUCUCGCGUUGCGUAAGGGGUCUCUCGGACACAUCAAGUAUGUGCUAAAGAGCAGCUUGAUGAAGAUACCUGUUUUCGGUUGGGGGUUUCACAUUCUAGAGUUCAUCCCGUUGAAGAGGAAGUGGGAAGCUGAUGAACCGAUUAUGCGGAAAAUGCUUUCAUCAUUUGCUGAUCCUGCAGACCCUCUUUGGCUCGCCAUUUUUCCUGAAGGAACUGAUUAUAAUGAAGAAAAAUGCAAAAAGAGUCAGUUGUUUGCUUCUGAAACUGGACUUCCUGUACUGUCACAUGUGCUGCUUCCAAGAACAAAAGGCUUUUGUGCUUGCUUGGAAACUCUAAGAAGCUCUUUGGAUGCAGUUUAUGACUUGACGAUCGCAUACAAGAAUCAAUGCCCUUCGUUUCUAGACAAUGCUUUCGGCGUGGAUCCAUCAGAAGUUCACAUACAUGUUCGGCGCAUCCCUAUCGAAGAGAUCCCCGCUUCUAACACCGAUGCAGCCUCUUGGUUAACAGAAGCAUUCAGGCUCAAGGACAAUCUACUGUCCGAUUUUGACGAUCAAGGCCAUUUUCCUAAUGAAGGAGGAGAAGAAGAGCUUUCUACAUUCAAGUGCUUGGUAAAUUUUAUCUUGGUAAUUGUUUUGACUAUCAUGCUGAUUUACCUAGCCAUUUUUUCAUCUGUCUGGUUUAAAGUAUACAUCGGUUUAUCAUGUGCUUACCUUGCCACAGCUACUUAUUUUGAUUUUCAACCGAUGCCAAUUUUAUACUUUGUUCAAGCAACAUGUGUUUGCAAUAGAGCAAGAAUUGAAUAGCAAUUACAGGAGAAAUAAAAUGUGCAAAUUAC